This is a messenger RNA of Aphidius gifuensis, 1472 nucleotides long. Its product is annotated as elongation factor Tu-like. Gene Ontology annotation, biological process: mitochondrial translational elongation. NCBI's taxonomy places the organism in Eukaryota, Metazoa, Arthropoda, Insecta, Hymenoptera, Braconidae. The coding region runs from base 39 to 1472 and encodes 477 amino acids. Gene Ontology annotation, cellular component: mitochondrion. Gene Ontology annotation, molecular function: GTPase activity; translation elongation factor activity; GTP binding. The transcript is spliced from 4 exons. The record is from RefSeq and is a predicted model, not a curated record.
AUAACAAUAAUAGUGAAAUAAAACAAUAUUAAAAAACAAUGGUUUCACUAGGAAAGAGUAUUAAAACAAUACUCCAAGGAAUUAAAUUAACAACAAUAUCAAUAAAUCGUCCAUACUCAAUUGUUGAAAAAUCAAAAUAUUUGUCAUUAAAAUAUCAGUUAAAAAAUUCAUUUAAAAUAUAUUCAUUAUCAACAAGGAAUUCAUCAAGUCUUGAAAAAGAUGAAAUUUGUAACAUAGGUACCAUUGGUCAUGUCGAUCAUGGUAAAACAACAUUAACAGCAGCAAUAACAAAAGUACUGUCUGAAGAAAAUAAAAAUUGUAAAUAUGUGCCAUUUGAUCAAAUAGACAAAGCACCACAAGAAAAAUCAAGAGGAAUAACAAUAAAUGUUGCACAUGUUGGAUAUCAAACUAAAAAAAGAAGGUAUGCACAUACAGAUUGCCCAGGACAUGCUGAUUUUAUUAAAAAUAUGAUAAGUGGUGCAUCCCAAAUGGACGGUGCUAUUUUAUUAGUGGCUGCUGAUGAUGGUACAAUGCCACAAACAAGAGAACAUCUGUAUCUUGCUAAACAACUUGGUAUCACUAAAAUUGUCAUAUACAUCAACAAGGCUGAUUUGGUUGAUGAGGAGUUAUUGGAUCUUGUUGAGAUAGAAGCUAGAGAGCUAUUAACAAAUAUUGGCUUUGAUGGGUGUGAAGCACCAGUUGUUAGAGGUUCAGCUCUGCUUGCAUUAAAAGGUGAAAAAUCACAUUAUGGUGUUGAUUCAAUAAAACGCUUGAUGGAUGCUGCUGAUGAACAUUUUUCAGUACCUGAAAGAGACUAUGUCUCACCAUUCCUUUUACCAAUUGAUAAUGCAAUCAAUAUUGCUGGUAGAGGAACUGUUGUUGUUGGUACACUCAAACGUGGUAUUAUCAAAAAAAAUGCAGUUGCUGAUCUGCUUGGAUUUGACAAUGAUACAAAAACAAGUGUAUCAGAUAUCCAGAUAUUUCAUAAGAGUGUAACUGAAGCCAAAGCUGGUGAAAAUAUUGGUGUUUUAUUAAGAGGGGUCAAGUUUUCAAAUGUAUUUAGAGGUAUGAUGUUGAGUGCUAAGGAUACUAUGGCAUCCAGCAAUCAUUUUGAAGCCCAAAUGUAUCUCCUUGAUACCUCAGAGGGUGGGCGAGUUCAUCCAUUACCUGCUGCUGGACAUUGUACACCAAUUUACAGUGCAACCUGGUCAGUGCAAACAAGAUUCGAUUUUUUGGUAGAAGGAUCAAGCAAUAUGUUGAUGCCCGGUGAACAGACAACAGCACGUUUAACACUUGUUAAAAAAAUGCCAAUGGUCGAGGGACAAUCAUUUACUGUUCGUGAAAAUAAAACUACUGUUGCAACUGGUGUUGUUACCAAAAUAUUAAAAUCCAUUCAUGUCGUUAAAAAUAAAAUGAAUGAAGUUGUUGUACGUGGGCUAAGUAAAGAUGAAAAACAAAAUAAAAAAAAAUAG